AAUUAGCCAAUUAAAAGCUUUCAAUGUGACAGGAAAAGGUUAUUCCCCUUUUUGCGCUUCAUUCGUCUUUGUAAAAACGCAACAAAAAGUUACUUCCCUUUUCCUUCUUUUAACCAUUUGCUGAUUAUCAAUAUCGGGAGUUUCUUUCAAAUCAGAAAAUGGACGACUUCCUUGAGAGACGAGGGGUAGAUAAAGCUGUGAUUGAUAAAAUGCUGGAAGACAAGAUUGAUUGUGACACUGUGACUAUUAUGACUGAUGAAGAACUGAAAAAAUACUUGCCAGCUUAUGGUGACCGCAUAGCAUUGAUGGCUUUUGCAAGACGUGAUAUGAAAAAGUCUGGUUCAACCAAAUACGAUGGCACAGAAGUAAACACAGGAAACACAGAUACCGCUAAGAUACGUGAGCUUAUGUCCUCUGGUAAACGCGGAUUGGGAAAUAAAAACGCGUCACGAAUGUGUCGACGCGUAGAAAUGGGAUGGUUUCACUUAGACGAAAUAGCAUUAAAAUACAAGCAAGUAAGAUCACAGAAUGGGGGCGGCACAAGAACAUUACUUUUAGAAAAAAGCUGCACCUUACCUGACAUUCUAUCAAAAGCAAUUGAGACAUUUUUUCCAAACGAUGGACAGUCAAAAUUUGGUAAAAUAUCGAGUAUGAAUACAGAAAUGAGAGACUUUAAGGGAGAUACUCUUGCAGGAAAUAGAACUGUUGAUGAACUUUACAAGGAAAGCAAACUAAAGAAGCUCAGAGUAUAUUUGUACACGAAAACAAAAAAGGGUCAAGAUUCUGAAACGAAUGAAGAGCCAUGGGAGGAAGUCGUAGGGGCAGAUGGAUUAGGUGUAUCAGAUGAAGGAGAAGGAUGUGAAGAAGAGAAAAUGGAAGCUGAGGCAGAGAGUUUUCAAAAUGUGGCAAUGGCGAGCGUAAACAGCCCCGAUUGUGAAGUAACUUUUCAUCCCAGACAUUGUCUUAGUCUUAGUCGACCUGGAGAAUUAACUGUACCACACCAAAGACCUAACUCUUGGAUCCAGACAGAGAUACCGGUAAUAGAUCUCGUCGAUGCAGAAGAAGACGAAGACAUGAAUAGAGCGAUAGAUGCAAGCCUCCUCGACUUGGAUGAGGAAGAAAAAAAGGUGUCUUCCCUACAUGAAGCCCUACAUACUUUAAAAGGCCAAGCUGUAGAUGAAAGUAAAACAACAAAACUGAUAGUAUUAAGAAAUAAUAUUUUGAAUAGUGCUAUCAGGGCAAUGGACAAGAAGACAAUUAAUUUAAGGGGAAAGCUGUACAUAAAGUUUUCCGGAGAGAUUGGAGAGGACCAUGGCGGACCCCGCCGUGAAUUUUUCAGGCUGGUCAUACACGAGUUAAAGGAAUCCAGAUACUUUGAAGGCCCCGAAGAAAGCAAGGUGUUCACCCACAAUUUAGAUCUAUUAGAAAAGAGGGAUUACCAAAUGAUUGGGAGAAUUGUUGCUUUGGCCCUCCUCCAGGAUGGACCGGGCCUUCACUUCCUGAAUGAAAUAAUGUAUGACCUCAUGGUUGGUGAGACAGCUGCAGACCUAGAAAACAAAAAAAUUAGUAUGCAUGGAGACCUUAACCAGCUAACUCAAGAGCUGGAAGAUGUUGACACUGAAGAAAAAAGAGAUCAGUUUCUGUCGGCACAUGGAGACAGUCUUCUUGACAUGGGAUUUAGUAAUCCGUAUAGUAUGAAAAGGGAGAAUAAAGGAGAACUGAUCUACAAAAUAAAGAAGUUCUAUCUGUUUUUCAGGCUUUCUGUGCCUCUUGUAUUUGCUCCGCCUUUAAAACUUGCUUCGAUAUUUAGACUUGAUGCACCUUUUGUAGGGGCUGUACUGUUUGGACUUGCUGAUCUUCUUAGACUUGCUUCCUAA
Ruditapes philippinarum (Manila clam) is the source of this 1877-nucleotide messenger RNA. RefSeq lists its product as uncharacterized. The record is from RefSeq and is a predicted model, not a curated record. The coding region runs from base 159 to 1877 and encodes 572 amino acids. The transcript has 10 exons. NCBI's taxonomy places the organism in Eukaryota, Metazoa, Mollusca, Bivalvia, Venerida, Veneridae. Gene Ontology annotation, molecular function: ubiquitin-protein transferase activity.